AUGAAAUAAAAUAAUUAUAAAACAUCUUAAGUCGAUCUUUCUAGUAUUGCUGAAUAAUCAAAUACUCAAUCAGAUGUAGAAUUAGAGCAGAUAGACAUGGCUAAAAUGAAUUGUUAUGAUUAUUAUACAGCUAAGGAUCCUUUAUCCACUCAAGUCUUCUAAAUUGAAGGGGAGCUUCAUUUUAAAGAGAUUUUUAAUCGCUUGUUGAAGAAUGUCCUCGAAAAAGCAUAAGAAAAUGAAAUUUUAAGAAAAUUGCCUAAUGUCUCUACUUCUAAUUCAUUAUAUCUUUUGGUAAUGCCUUUAGUUUAGGUAUUCUAUAAACCUGAAAAUCAUAUUAGAGAUAUUCAAAGUGGUGGGUUAGGUGAGGACUUUGAACCUGUACAUAAUUUAAUUAUUUUAAGUUACACAUUUAGCAUGAAUAAUGGCUGACAUCUAAAAUUAAUAUCUAAAUAAAACCUGAAAAUAGGCCGAACACUUGUUAAACAUCCAGUCCUAUGAUAUUUGCAAAAUCUAAAUUUUAUGUAUUUCAAUCAUUAAAUUUAGGAUUAAACAUAAUCUAUGAAAGAAAAGAAAUAAUUAGAUCCUAUGCCUAUAGAUUUAGUUGAUCCAUUAGAUAUCAGUAUCACAGAAGAGUAAUUAAGAAAUGAAAAAGAAAAGUAAAUAUAGGAAAAAUUAGAAUUAAAUGAGGCAGAAAAAAGAAGAAAACUUAAAGAAGAAAAAGAAGAAUAAUUAAAAUAUGAAUUGAUGGCAAAAGAUAAAAAAUCUAAAUAAUAUACAUAUGAUUAUGAUGGCAAAUUGAUAUCUGUUAAUCCAGCUAAAGGAAUUAAAUUGCCACCUCCUGCUUCAACUUUGGCGUACAAUUCAAUAUUUUUUAAGAUCCAAAUUUGAAGAAGAUCUAGCUGCCAAAAUAAAUCCAAAAAAAAAAUAUAAUAAAGUUCCUUAUAAUAUUAAAAAAAAUGAUGACGAGAAGGAUAAGGAAAAGGAUACAUUAAAAUUUAAUUAAAUAGCUCCUUUAGUUGUAGAAAAUAUGCAUUUAUAACCAGGAAUUGUAGUUAUUCAUGAAGGUAGAAUCAAAGAGGGUAACAGACCGGCAAAGGAUUCAAUUAUGAUAGAUUCAAGAGACUGACACAGUAAUCAAACAUUUAAUUGGGGGUUAUAAAGUAAUCUUAAUUAAUGAGCAAAUAGAAUCAACUCAACUAAAAUAUUUGAACAAUUAGCACAAGCCUUUUUAGAAGAUCCUGAAGAUUUCCAAAAAAUUAUUCAUUAACAAACAUCAAAAAGCUCUUAAGAAAACACUUUAAAAGGAAUUAAAAAUCCAGUUGAUUAAUUUAAUUUAUCCUUACAUAAAAAUACUCUUGUAAUCCGAGACCAACAAUAUGAAAUUGGGAUAAAUUAUGAAAAAUUGAAAACUCAUAAAGCUACUUCAAGGUAAUGGUUAAAAUCAUUUUAGAGAUUUAAAAUCUUCUAUCGGUUCCAAAACCAAUAGGCCAAGAGAAAGAAAAAUGUAAUCAGAAUAAACCACUCUACCUACAGUGAGGAGCCAAAGAACCUUUAAAUUAUGA
Paramecium primaurelia is the source of this 1562-nucleotide messenger RNA. The record is from the annotation of a GenBank genome assembly. NCBI's taxonomy places the organism in Eukaryota, Ciliophora, Oligohymenophorea, Peniculida, Parameciidae.